CCAAAUUUAAAGAUGGUAACCCUUCAUCAAAUUACUGCAUUUUUUUACACAUAAAACUAAACUAGUAACCAUAGCGUUUUAGCCCUUCUUUUCUCUUUACUUCACGUGACUCUGACCAUGAAGCCCUGACAGCUGCUUCUCAGUUCUUACCUGCUUUGUCAUGAAGCGCUCCCUCGUCUCUCCCAUUAUCAUCCUCUCUCUCUCACACUCUCGAUUCCUUGGCUCUUACCUAUGGGGGAAUGAAAUGGACCAAUCACCCUUAUUCUGUUGAACAGGAGACGCAACAGAAACAGUGAGGAAGCCGUUUACUUGAGUUUCGCCAUUUCACCCCCUCAAAUAUUUGUGAAAAUGAUUCAUCCUCUUCUAUCAAAUGCUCUUUUUCUACUGUCGUUCAUCGCCAUACUAGGGGCUUCUAGCUCUUCUGGUUCGGUUGUGAACUUACUGCAGCCAUCUGAUGCCUCUGCACUUCUAGAUUUCAAGUCCAAAGCUGAUUUGAACGACCAUCUUCCGUACUCUCAAAAUACAAGCUUCCAUUUCUGUCAAUGGCCAGGAGUGAAAUGCUUCCAGCAAAAAGUGGUGCACUUUGUUCUCCAAGGCUUAGAUCUCGGCGGUGUUUUUGUCCCCAACUCUUUGACUCGGCUUGAUCAGCUUCGCGUCCUCAGUCUCCAGAACAACUCGCUCAACGGACCCAUUCCCGAUUUGUCCAAGCUUCUCAAUCUUAAAUCCCUCUUUCUCGAUCAUAACUAUUUUACUGGCUCUUUUCCUCCUUCACUCCAUUCCCUUCAUAGACUCCGCACUCUCGAUCUCUCCCACAACAAUCUAACUGGACCAAUACCCACCUGGCUAACUUCUCUGGACCGCUUGUACUACCUGCGCCUCGACUGGAACAGAUUCAAUGGCACUGUACCUCCAUUAAACCAGUCAUCUCUCCGAACCUUCAACAUUUCAUAUAACAACUUCACUGGUGCAAUCCCAGUUACCCCCACGUUACUUCGUUUUGAACUCUCUUCAUUUUUAUCUAAUCCAAGUCUUUGUGGAGAGAUUAUACACAAAGAAUGCCAUCCCAGUCCCCCAUUUUUCGGUCCAUCAUCGUCUUUACAACCAGUAUCGCCACCGCCCGCUGUUGCGCUAGGCCAAAGUGAAGAAUUGCACGGCGUAGACUUGUCAGAACCGAGCCCCAAAACCAAGCACAAGAAAACCGCAGUGAUCAUUGGUUUCUCAUCAGCAGUAUUUGUUCUCAUUGGUUCGCUUAUUUGCUUUGUGAUGGCUACGAGGAAACAGAGAAACCAAAAGCCAUCAACGGCUGCCGUUGCGUCUGAUGGUGCCGCUGCCGUUGCGGCCGCGACAGAAGCUGCCACAGUGAUGCAAAUAGACCUGCAAGAAAAUGAGUUGGAAGAGAAGGUGAAGAGGGUGCAAGGGAUGCAUGUAGGCAAGAGUGGGAGUUUGGUAUUCUGUGCGGGUGAGGCACAACUUUACACGCUGGAUCAGCUGAUGAGAGCUUCAGCUGAGUUGCUGGGGAGAGGCACCAUGGGGACCACUUACAAGGCCGUGUUAGAUAACCGUCUGAUUGUUUGCGUAAAGAGGCUUGAUGGUGCUAAAUUGGCGGGCACAAGCAAAGAUGUCUAUGAGCAGCACAUGGAAUCAGUGGGUGGACUCAGGCAUCCAAAUUUAGUUCCGCUCAGGGCAUAUUUUCAAGCCAGGGAAGAAAGACUUCUCAUCUAUGAUUACCAGCCCAACGGUAGCCUUUUCUCUCUCAUUCACGGUUCAAAAUCGUCGAGAGCGAAACCACUCCACUGGACCUCGUGCUUAAAGAUAGCAGAGGACGUAGCUCAAGGGCUCUCCUACAUCCACCAAGCAUGGAGGCUCGUCCACGGCAAUCUCAAGUCCUCUAAUGUCCUUCUCGGGCCCGAUUUCGAGGCAUGUAUUGGGGACUACUGCCUCGCUCUUCUCGCCACUUCAUUACCGGAGGAUGAUCCAGAGGCCUUGGCGUAUAAAGCUCCAGAAAGUCGCAAUUCAAAUCACCAACCCACCUCUAAAUCUGAUGUGUUUUCGUUUGGAAUUCUGUUGCUUGAGCUUUUAACCGGAAAGUCUCCAUCACAGCUUCCUUUUUUAGUGCCAAAUGAAAUGGUGAAUUGGGUUAGGUCCACGAGGGAAGAUGAUGGUGGAGAAGACAAUAGGCUGGAGAUGCUUCUUGAAGUAGCUAUAUCUUGUAGCUUGACCUCACCGGAGCAGAGACCCACUAUGUGGCAGGUGUUGAAAAUGUUACAGGAGAUCAAAGAGAGUGUAUUAAUGGAGGAUAGUGAAUUGGACCAGCAUAUGGGCAUCUCCUAGUUAUCAUAAUUGUACCACAAGUUUUACUAAUGCAUAGAGUAAAGAAAUAGGUGAUAUAAAUGCGAUGCUGCCUUUUUUCCCUAGCAACUCUGCUACAUUACUUGUGGCGUUGCAGUUAGAUAGAUGCUGAUAUAAUUCUUGCAUAAUAUCAAACUGCCCAGCUAAGAUACUGAAAUUUUCAUGUCCACUGGAUAGCCUGAAAAUGAAAACAUGGAGUUUCCCUAUCCA
Messenger RNA from Manihot esculenta (cassava), 2559 nucleotides. RefSeq names its product probable inactive receptor kinase At5g67200. Gene Ontology annotation, biological process: protein phosphorylation. NCBI's taxonomy places the organism in Eukaryota, Viridiplantae, Streptophyta, Magnoliopsida, Malpighiales, Euphorbiaceae. The coding region runs from base 349 to 2331 and encodes 660 amino acids. The transcript is spliced from 2 exons. The record is from RefSeq and is a predicted model, not a curated record. Gene Ontology annotation, molecular function: ATP binding; protein binding; protein kinase activity.